Molecule: messenger RNA, 886 nt
Organism: Sabethes cyaneus
Lineage: Eukaryota; Metazoa; Arthropoda; Insecta; Diptera; Culicidae
Gene: twr
Product: signal peptidase complex catalytic subunit SEC11A
Exons: 3
Coding region: 128-682 (184 amino acids)
Cellular component (GO): signal peptidase complex; membrane
Molecular function (GO): serine-type endopeptidase activity
Source: RefSeq, a predicted model, not a curated record
UUGUCAAACCGAUGCCGAUCGAAUUUGUUGCUCGCGUUUUCUGUAAAAAGGAGACACGCCAUCGUUUACGUUGCUUUGGAUAAAGAAUCGAUUUCGUGAUUAGCGGUAAAGGCCAAUAUCUUCAAAAAUGGGUGUUCUCGAAUCUCUGGGCGUGGAUGGAUUGUUGAGUGAUGUGCAAAGAAUGGAUAAAAGACAGUUUUUCUUCCAAGUACUUAGCUUCGGAAUGAUCGUUUCCUCCGCUUUGAUGAUCUGGAAGGGUCUGAUGGUGGUGACGGGUAGUGAGUCGCCCAUAGUAGUCGUACUUAGUGGCAGCAUGGAACCAGCUUUUCAUCGCGGAGAUUUGCUAUUUCUUACUAACCAGGAGGAACCAGUUCGUGUCGGGGAGAUAGUCGUAUUUAAAAUAGAGGGCCGUGACAUUCCUAUCGUGCACAGGGUGAUUAAGCUGCAUGAAAAAAACAAUGGAACAGUUAAAUUUUUAACCAAAGGAGAUAACAAUUCUGUAGAUGACCGGGGUUUGUACGCUCCCGGUCAGCUGUGGUUAACCAAGAAAGACAUUGUUGGUCGCGCUAGGGGCUUCCUACCAUAUGUUGGCAUGAUUACGAUUUAUAUGAAUGAGUAUCCUAAUUUAAAAUACGGUAUUCUUGGUUUGCUAGCGCUUUACGUAUUGCUUCAUAGGGAAUAGGAAGAGUUGCGGCAACAUUCGAAGUGUUUCUAGAGAAGUAAGUUUUUGAGUAAGUGACAAGAAAGUCUUCUUUCUUCGUUGGGAUUGAAAUUUGAGUUUUGGAUUCAGAAAGAACUCAAACAAACGUAACAACGUCUAACCUGAAAAAAAAUGACAGGUUGCAAGAUAUGGUUCAAUAAAUGAAAUUCAUGUUCUACUAUGUCA